GGGGUACGGCGCGAGCGAGCGUGUGUGCGCGCGCGCGCUUAUUUCAGGAAACGCGGCCGGACGGGGCGCGAGCAGAUGGCUGGGAGCCGCACUGACAACAUGGUGACCGGGGAGUGACGAGGGCGGCGCGAUGGUGUUCGAAUCGCUGGUGGUGGACGUCCUGAACAGGUUCCUCGGCGAUUACGUGGUGAACCUGGACAGCUCGCAGCUCAAGCUCGGAAUAUGGGGAGGUGAUGCAAUUCUAAAAAAUCUUGAAAUAAAGGAAAAUGCACUGAGUCAGCUGGAUAUUCCUUUUAAAGUUCGAGCUGGGCACAUAGGGCGGCUAGAGCUGAAGAUACCCUGGAAGAACUUGUACACCCAGUCAGUGGAAGCCACACUGGAUGGAGUCUACCUGCUCAUUGUCCCCACUGCCAGUAUAAAAUAUGAUGCAGAGAAGGAGGAGAAACAGCUUCAGGAGGCACGGCAGAGGGAACUGCAGAGGAUUGAGGAGACCAAACAGAAAGCAGCGGAACAAGAGAACCCAACGCAAGAGAAGCAGGACACAUUUGUGGAGAAACUGGUCACACAGGUGAUCAAGAAUCUUCAGGUGAAGAUCUCCAACAUCCAUGUACGAUAUGAGGAUGCUGUGACAAAUCCUAAUUCACCUCUGUCGUUUGGAGUGUCGCUGCAGAAUCUCAGCCUUCAGACGGCUGACCAGAACUGGACCCCAUGUUUGCUGGAUGAGAAGUCCAAGCUGUUCUUCAAGCUUGUCCGUUUGGACAAUCUGUUUGCUUACUGGAAUGUAAACUCGGAGCUCUAUUCCAGUCACAGUCCAGACGAAGCCCUGAUGUAUCUGAGGAACAGCAUUGCAGUUAAAGGUGCAAUUCCACAAGACUAUGACUUCGUUUUUAGUCCAAUAUCAGCCAACGCUAAACUGCGCAUGAACCCCCGGGCUGAUGUGGACUUCUCAUCCCCUAAAGUGGACCUUGUGGUGAACCUCCCAGAGGUGGCAGUAGAGCUGAAAAGACCACAGUACGUCAAUAUCCUAGAGCUGCUGGGGUCCAUUGAUUUGAUGUCUCGGAACCUUCCGUACAGGAAGUACCAUCCCAAUGUUCCUGUUCACACCAAUGCUUACCAAUGGUGGCAGUAUGCAAUAACUGGUAUCCUCGAGGUGAAUGUGAAGCCUAGGCUCCACAUGUGGUCCUGGAAGGACAUCCGGAAACACCGGCAGAAGGUGAAAACCUACAAAGAGCUGUACAAGAAGAAGAUAACCAGCAAGAAGCCCACUGAAGACGUCUUAAAGAAACUGGAGGAGCCUGAGAAAACACUAGAUAUUUUUAACAUCACACUAGCACGUCAGCAGGCUGAGAUGGAGGCGAUAAAAGCCGGGCUGCGAAUCUAUCGCCCGGGUGUUAAACCGGAGGAGGAGGAGUCCCAGGGGUGGUUUGGUUGGAUGUGGAGCUGGUCUGGCGAUAGCAGCACUCAGAAGGAGGUCAAGUCAGGAGGGUUUGAUGAACUGAUGACGCCCGCUGAGAAAGCCAAACUCUACACUGCCAUUGGGUACAGUGAGACUGCGGUCAAUCCCAACCUGCCAAAGAAUUUUGAAGCCAUGAAGAUAAAAUUCCAGCUGGUUAGCAUGUCCGUGUCUAUUAAGGAGGAUAAAGACAAACCAGAAAUCAUCAAACUUGACGUCAUCGAUCUAAGAGCCAUGCUGGCACAGAGGCCUGGAGCACAAGCAAUCAAAAUAUCGGCCCAGCUGAACUCAUUCGAGGUGACCGGGCUGCCACGGAACAAGUCGGCUCCGAUCCUGCUGUCCUCACGAAGCGUAGCGACCGAAUCCAAAAAUCCACUGCUGAGCGUGAUGUUUGACACAAACCCCUUGGAUGUGUCGGCUGAUCAGUGUCUACACGUCGAGUCUCAACCGUUGGAGAUUGUGUAUGAUGCAAUGACGGUGAACAGCUUGUCAGCAUUCUUCAUGCCUCCACAAGACCUGGAGCUGGAAGAGCUCACCUCUGCCACCCUGAUGAAGCUGGAGCAGUUUAAGGACCGCACAUCCACAGGUCUCAUGUAUAUCAUCGAAACACAGAAGGUUCUGGACCUCAAAGUUAACCUUAUGGCCUCCUAUGUCAUUGUCCCUCAAACUGGCUUUUACGACUCCUCGAAGAACGUGAUGGUGUUGGAUCUUGGACAUUUCAAGGUGUCCAGCCAGAGUCGAAAGGGGCUGCCUCAGCUUUCUGCAGGUCACAGCACCAUAGAGGACAUCAUGUCCCGAGCAUACGAUAGCUUCGAUGUGAAUCUCUCCAGCCUGCAGUUCCUCUAUAGCAAGCCUGGUGGAGACUGGAAAAAAGCACGGAAGCUAAAGCAGUCUGACCUCCACAUUCUGGAACCUGUGGAUCUGAAGGUGGUCUUCAGCAGGGCCAUGGUGGUGACAGAUUCUAGGAUGCCCAAGUUUAAGAUUUCAGGCGAACUUCCCAGGCUCUCUCUUCGUAUUUCUGAUGACAAGGUGCGGGGGGUCCUUCAGCUGGUUGAUAGCAUCCCGCUCCCUGAAAGUCGUCCAGCUCCCCGUAGCUCAGGCAACCAGGCCACACCCAAGGCCCCCAAACAAUCAUACACACCCCAGCUGACCCCAAGGAAACCACCGAUGGCAGACCUCCGAUCCUCCCUCAUUUUCGAUUCUGGCUCGGAGGAGGAACUGUUCUAUGAUGCUCCCAGCUCGCCCAUUGAUGACAUGCCAUUUUUCGACGUCAGUAGCGGUUCCCUGUCACGUAGCCAGUCUGUGAAAAAGAAAUCGGUGGUUCUCAAAGACCCCAAGAAGAACAUGACCGAAUUCCAGAUGACCUUUGAGAUCAGUGAGUUCACGGUGCAGCUGUGCCGUCUAUCUAGCAGCCAUGAGAUCACCGUCUUGCAGCUGGACAUUGAGGGCCUUGGCACGGAGCUAAAGCUGCGCACCUUCGACAUGUCCUCCAACACCUUUCUCCGAGAGAUCUGCCUUAAGUGCCCCGAGUACAUGGAUGCUGAGCAGAAGCCAGUUCAACUCAUCACCACUCUGGACAACACCGAGGAGGACCUACUGACACUGGAGUACAUCAAGGCUGAUAAGAAUGGGCCAGAGUUCAAGUCCCUUUACAAAAACACAGAGCAGCUUAUAAAGGUGAACUUCUCCUCGCUGGACGUGCAUCUGCACAUCGAAGCUCUUCUCAAUUCUAUGAACUUCCUGAACAGCCUCCUGCCCCCCCAGAAGAAGGAAACACAGGAGGAGCUUCCCACCAUUCCAGAGGAAGAAGAGGAGGAGGGAGAGAAGAAGGAAGCCUCCAUUGCUAGGAAACUUUCAGCUAAGAAGUCCAAAUUUGAAGACGUAGUUAAUUUACACAUCAGAGCUGACCUGUCCUGCCUGAAGAUGUUCAUUCGUGGUCAGAAAGCACGGAUCUCGGAGAUCAGCAUUGAAGGCCUUGUUUCUGAGGUGCUGAUGAAGAAGAAGUCGGUUGAGGUCCUGGCACACUUGAAGAAUAUUGUCAUCUUGGACUGUGACCAGGAUGCUCUCUAUAAGAAGGCGGUAUCCAUUGCAGGAAAGGAGGUGUUCGACUUUCAUUUGAUCAACUAUGUGGACGCGACAGAGGGAGACGCCUAUAUGGACAUGCGCAUUGUGGACACCAGCGUCACACUUACCGUUGGCUGCAUACAGGUCAUAUUCCUCAACAAGUUUGUCUCUUCCAUUUUGGCCUUCAUCAACAACUUCCAGACAGCCAAAGAAGCCCUGGCUGAGGUGACAGUCCAGGCAGCAGAGAAGGCUGCCACUGGGGUGAUGGAGCUGGCAGAGCGCAGCACACGUAUCUCCCUGGAUGUGGACAUCAAGGCACCCGUCGUCUUCGUGCCUCAGUCCUCCACCUCACGCAAUGUCAUUGUCGCAGACUUUGGUCUUGUCACGGUCAAGAACCACUUCUACAUGGUGUCGUCCAAGACCCACAAGAAGAUCCCUCCAGUUAUCGAUGUCAUCACGGUGGGACUGAGCGAUCUGAAGAUGUACAGAACCACUUACGAAGCAGGCAGGUUCCAGAGUGAGAUCCAGUUACUUCAGCCUGUCAACCUGGACCUGUCUAUUGAGCGAAAUCUCUCGUCGUCCUGGUACCACAGCAUCCCAGAUAAUGAAAUCACAGCUCACCUCAAGCCCAUGAAUCUGGUGCUCAGUCAGGAAGACCUGACGGUGGUGUUGCGGACGCUGAACGAGAACCUGUCGGAGACAUCGGGCACCGUUCAGCCUCCCGUCCCUGGGGACAAGUCAGACACGGUGUCCACCAAGGAGUCCCAGAACUCUGGAGGGAAUACUGUAGUCACAGCAGCAGUGGUGGAGAGUCAGAAAGUGAGCAAGCUGAAGAAUACUCUGAAGCUGGACUUCAAGUUUGACUGCAUGACCCUGGUCCUAUACAGCCCCAGUGGCAACGAGGCCCGCUUGCUGGACUCCCGUGAUGAGCAGUUGAAGCUGGCAGAGUUCAAGCUGGGGACCAUCUCCACAGCCGUGCACAUGUUCUCAGACAGCUCCAUGAAGGCCUCUGUGAAACUUGCCAACUGUCUGCUGGAUGACAAACGACAGAGUGUGAAGAACAUCACCGCCAGGAUGGUGGAGAUGAAGCCGGGGGCGGAGAAGAACGUGAUGAUGGAAGUGAACUACAGACAGGGUCGGGAGGGCACUACCCUGGACACAGUGGUGCAGGACAUUUACCUCUGUGCCAGCAUGGAGUUCCUGCUCACUGUGGCUGACAUCUUUGUCAAGGCCAGCAAGGAGGGUUUCUCCAGCCCGCAGAAGGCCCCCAGCAAGGCCCCCCCGUCAUCCAGGGAGGCAGCUCCCACUCAGCCCAUAGUGGCCAGGACAGAAAUGAAUGUGGUGGUUAAAAACCCUGAAAUUGUGUUUGUGGCCGACCUCACUCGAGCCAACGCUCCUGCCCUCGUCGUAACAACGCAGUGCGAGUUGAUUAUGAAGAGCGACCCCGAAACUCAGAAGAUGACAGCGGCGAUUAGGGACCUGAAGGUGGUGGCCUGCCCCUUCCUGAGGGAGAGCAGGAAGAACAACAUUACCACAGUUCUACAGCCCUGCGAGGUUUUCUUCCAGAGCACCCAGUCCCCAAACACACCCCAGUCCAUGGACCUCUGCAUCAGCUCCCUCACGCUCAAGGUUUCCCCCAUCAUCAUUAACACGGUGAUAACCAUCCAGUCAGCCCUGUCCCCCACCGCUGAGACCCCUCAGGAACUGGAGAGUCCUGUGCCCCCAAACUUGUGGGAUAAGAAGAGUUGGCGAGAGCUGAAACUCUGGUUCCUGGAGGAGGAGAGCGAUGAGGAUGCCCUCACCGUUGCUCCACUGGUGCCCAAGGGGGAGUCUAUGCAGAUGACCAUCAGCUCCAUUUGCGUGACCCUGGAGGCUGGUGUGGGCCACCGCACCAUGCCUAUGCUGUUGGCCAAGGCCUCUUUCCAAGGUGGUGUGAAAAACUGGACCACCUUAAUUAACCUGCAUAGCAACAUCAACCUGGAGGUUCAUUACUACAAUGAGAUGAUGGGGGUGUGGGAACCUCUUCUGGAGCCAUUGGAGGAUGAGGCAAAAGAUGGAUUCAGGCCCUGGACCCUGGGGAUCAAGAUGAAAAAGAAGCCUGUGACAUACACAGCUACCUGUGACGAAGUGGACUACAGUGUUCCUGACUAUAAGACUGUCAUCAGCAUCAGCUCCAAAGACCAGCUAAAUAUCACGCUGUCAAAGUGUGGACUGGGCAUGCUCAGCAAUCUGGGCACGGCGUUUGCAGAGGCAGCCAGCCAGACAGCAGAGUGCUUCCAGAAAGACCAGGCCCCCUUUGUUAUAAAGAACUGUCUGGGUCUACCAGUGUCCGUCGUCCACAGUGAGAUGUUCAGCCCCAUCGGUACCAUGUCCCAGAGUGGAAGGGUGGAGAUGCAGGAUGGGGAUAGCCUCAACAUGGAUUACCUCCGAACCACCUCAGACACUGACCAGUUCUCAGCCAUGACCUGCCUAAGUGGAAAAAACUACUACAUACAACCCAUUCCCGAUGGCCACUCGGCGGCCAGCAUUAUUCCACUGAUCAAAGUGGGCCGUGGCAUGUACAGCGUCAUCCACAAGGACUCAGGAGUCAAGCGUUUUAUCGUCUGCCAGAUCUAUACUGUGGAAGGCAGCAAAUACGUGAAGAUCCGUUCACCCUUCCAGAUAAUAAAUCAUUUCUCAAUACCGUUCAGAGUGUUUGAGGGCUCGACACUUCUGGGGAUAGCGCUUCCAACGGAAGAGUUCUGCGUACCUCUCGGGUCCUAUAGAUCAGCCCUUAGUUUGCAGCCCCUUACGGAAGGAAAGGAGUACGACCGCUCCGAGGGGUUCAGCUACGAAACUCUCAGCACACACGUGGGCCAGUGCCUGACGCAGACCUGCUGCCGCACUCGACCCGGAAACCAUGACGAACGGGCCAUCGUGGUCAACCUUGUCCCUUUGAAGGACACCCUGAUGUCCCACAGCACUGAGGAUGCAUUUGAUGAGCCGUACAUUCUACACCUGUGGUCCACUGUCCUGCUCAGGAACCUGCUGCCAUACCCCAUAAUGUUCUCCCUGCAGGAGAACGGAAACUCACCUGUCACACUACAGGAGGGCCACUCCGCCGAGAUCCACACAGCCGUCAUGGACCAAUCGCGCCUAAAUCUCCGCCUCCUGGGCUACCUGGACCAGGACUGGCAAGCCGAGUACAGCCUGCGCCAGGAUCAGGAUGAGAUCAGCUUCAUCGUCUUCCAGUCCCUCCGCAAGGAGGAAGAAGAGAGCAAACAAGCCGAGCUCGACAUCGCCAUCCACGUGAAGUACAACCCUGGCCAGACUGUGUUGGCCCUGCACUCCCCGUACUGGAUGGUCAACAAGACCGGCCGACUGCUGCAGUACAAGGCAGAUGACAUCCACCGCAAGCAUCCUAAAGAGUAUGACAAACCCCUCCUGUUCUCUUUCAAGCCUCGCAACUUCCUGCAGAACAACAAGGUGCGCCUCAUGGUGUCGGACAGCGAGCUUUCAGAUGACUUCUCCCUGGACACAGUUGGGAGCUAUGGUGAUGUGAAAUGUAAAGGGAGGACCAAAGAUUAUCUGGUGGGGGUAAAAAUCGAUGCCAGCAGUUUCAGUCUGACCCGGAUUGUGACCUUCGUGCCGUUUUACAUGCUGGUGAAUGCAACCAAGCACAUCAUCAAGAUCAGUGAGGAGGGCCAGGAGAACUGGGUCGAGGCUCACCCAGAACAGCAGUCCGCUGUCCCAUUCUGGCCUGAGAAGGAUUCCAAGAAGCUGAGGAUUAAGGUGGAAGGCUGUCAGUCUACGCCUCAUUCCAUCAGUUUCCACAAGCAGGAGAACUGCCUGCUGCUACAUCUGGACAACACGCUUGGUGGGAUCGUGGUGGAUGUGAACCCCACUGAACACUCAACGGUGGUCCGCUUCUCCGACUACCACGAUGGCGCUGCCCCGUUCCUCAUUAUCAACCACACAAAAGAAGAGACUCUGGAAUUCCUCCAGAGCCGCUCGGAGCGGAAAAAGUCCUCAAACUGGGUUGCAGACGAGCUCUUGGAGAUCUCAUUCUCCCCAGGAGAAGAGAACUUCCCCAGCACACAGAAGGAGAAGGAUGAACUUGCUCCAGGGAAGGCAGUCUACUACACCUGGGCAGAGCCCACAGGGUCACGGAUCCUCAAGUGGAAAUGUGGGAAACAUACGGGAGAACUGAAGAGCGAGGAGGACCUGCUUUUGGAUGUGAACAAUGAGGGGAAGCUAUUCCUGAUCUCAUUUUACGAGGGCCUCCAGCGGGUGGCGCUCUUCACCGAGGAGCGGCGCAUCUUCAAGCUGCUCUGCGAGAGUGAGAAAGCUGAACUGGCGGAGCAGGAGAUCAUCCUGUCCCUACAGCACAUGGGCAUCUCGCUGGUGAACAACACCAGCAGGCAGGAGGUGGCCUUCAUCGGCAUCACCAGCUCCGAUGUGGUGUGGGAGUUCAAGCCAAAGAAGAGGUCAAGGUGGAAGAUGAUGAAGGAAAGUUCGCAGCUGGAGAACCACUUCAUGGAGUACAUGGACUGCAGCCCUGUUGAUAACCUGAGCGUGGAGCUGGAGUCCAACCUCCAGGUUUCCUUUACUCCAAAUGGCUUGGAUAUGAGAAUCCUGCAACCCAACAGCUGUCCGCUGAGGAGGACCUUCCUGCCAGCCGUGAAGGUGGAGUACAGUGUGUCGGCCCGUCAGAAGUCUUACCGUGUGCAGAUCAACAGGAUACAGAUCCAGAACCAGCUUCCUGGAGCAAUCUUCCCUUAUGUCUUCUACCCUGUGAAACCCCCAAAAUCUGUCACCAUGGACUCAGAACCCAAACCCCUGACCGACGUCAGUAUUGUAACCAGGUCUGCUGGACGCUCAGAUAUUUCUCGCAUCAAGUACUUCAAAGUGCUGAUCCAGGAGAUGGACUUGAAGUUGGAUCUUGGGUUCCUUUAUGCCAUUCUUGAAGUUUUCACACAGGAGAGCACAAAUGCAGUUUCCUCAGAACAGGAGGUGGAAUUGUUUCUGAAGGACAUUGAGAAUCUGAAGACAGAACUGAACCACGUUUCUGCAGCAGACACUUCGCCCACCAGUCUUUAUGAGUACUUCCACAUUUCACCUAUUAAACUGCACCUGAGCUUCUCCUUGAGCUCUGGGGGUGAGGAUGGCAAUAGAGAGAAGAGAGAGACUGAGGUCAUCCCUGUGCAGUCUCUCAACCUGCUGCUGAAGAGUAUCGGUGCCACACUGACCGACGUGCAAGAUGUCGUAUUCAAACUGGCUUACUUUGAGCUGACCUUUCAGUUCCGAACUAGACAGCAGCUGCAGUGGGAAGUCAUAAGGCAUUACUCUAAACAGGCUAUCAAGCAAAUGUAUGUGCUCGUCCUGGGGUUGGAUGUGUUGGGCAAUCCAUUUGGUUUGAUCAGGGGUCUGUCUGAGGGUGUGGAGGCCUUUUUUUAUGAACCAUAUCAGGGUGCCAUCCAGGGACCAGAGGAAUUUGUCGAAGGUAUGGCCCUUGGUGUGAAGGCACUGGUAGGAGGGGCAGUGGGCGGCAUUGCCGGCGCAGCCUCCCGGAUCACAGGUGCCAUGGCAAAGGGUGUGGCUGCCAUGACCAUGGAUGAAGAGUACCAGCAGAAGCGCCGUGAAGCGAUGAACAAGCAGCCCACUAGUUUUCGGGAGGGCCUGACACGGGGGGGCAAGGGAUUAGUGUCUGGUUUUGUCAGUGGCAUCACAGGGAUCGUCACCAAGCCCAUUAAAGGUGCACAGAAGGAAGGCGCAGCAGGCUUCUUUAAGGGGAUGGGCAAGGGCCUAGUGGGUGCUGUGACACGGCCCACAGGGGGCAUCAUUGAUAUGGCCAGCAGCACCUUCCAAGGAAUCAAGAGGGCAACACAGACAUCCCAGGAUGUGGAAAGCUUGCGGCCACCACGCUUCUUCCACGAGGAUGGGGUGAUCCGGCCCUACAAAGAGAGGGAAGGCAUAGGGAGCCAGAUGUUACAGAAAAUUGAAAACGGACGAUUUGCCAAGUACAAAUACUUCGCUCAUGCCAAGGUGAAUGAGUCAGAUUUCCUGAUGAUUACAAAAAGCUGCAUAUUUUUUGUGACCAAGGGCACAUUUGGACAGUUGACCUGCGAGUGGCAGUACUGUUUCGAUGAGUUCACAAAAGAGCCGAUGAUCGUGGAAGGAAGGCGGCUGCGCAUCGAAGCCAAGGAGAGAGUUAAGUCUGUGUUUCAUGCCAAAGAGUUUGGGAAGAUUAUAAACUUCAGAACUCCUGAAAUUGCCAAGUGGGUUCUUGCUAAACUGGAGGACGCAAGAGAGAGUGUCCCCAAGUGCUAACAGGACACCCCGACUCUCCCAGAGGACGAGAGAGAGCAGACUUCAACCUCCCCCCCCGUCUCCACCAGUGCCUUUAGUGUUCUGUGCUGCAUGACACUAAACUAUUGUGCAAAAACAUGUACUUUUGAGCUCCCUUAAACCAUUCGUAAUUCGCAAGGCUGUUAUUUUUAACUCUGUUGUCGUUCACAAGAGUAAUACGUGUUUUUUUUUUUUUUUUUGACCUUCUCUUUAUAUAUACGGGCUACUUUUUUUCUUUCCAGGGUUUCCAGGCACAAUCACAGGUUAGUUCCAGUCUCAGAACUGAAUAGUUUCCUCCUGAAUUUCAGAUGAACAAACUCCUCCCAAACCCUCAUGUAACAACUGCACAAUCAUGUGCCACAGGUCAGAAUUUAUAGGGACAACUGCCAGCGAGGUGUCACUUUAAUUAGUUUUAUUCCGUUUGUGUGACGUGUCGUUUGUGGAGUCCCGGGGUGGUGUUCUCUCGUGGCCGUUGUGGAGUAGUCCCUCUUGGACACCGAGUGUGUCGCCAUCCAUUAACUCGCUGCGCUGGGAAAAAGUCCAGAGCCCAGGACCGUUUUGGUUUUAGGGAAACGAGCGUGGGUCCGCGGCGCUCGGCUCAGUUCUAACCCUACAAGGCCCGAAUGGCUCAGUCAUAUGUCCUAUUCUGGGCCGAGGAGCACGUUCAAAACGAGAAAAAACAAAGGGGGGUGGCGUUACGCUGGGGCAUUUCCCAGAAUGCCUUUCACUCAGCAUCCUCAUUCUUACAGCACUUUAGUACAUACUGUACACACCUGCUGUUCUGCAUGUGGGCUUUGUCAGCAGAAGCAUGUUACUUUUUCUACUGUGUCUGAAGUCACGCUGCUCUGUAUGUUUUAUCCAGGGCGGCUCUGCAUAUAUACAGUAUAAAUAUAUCAGCGUAUAUGUUUGAAAGCAAAUGCGACAUGUCGUGAAACGCUGGGUGCGAGGGAGCGCUCAUGCAGAGAAGCUAUUUUCAUGCUCGCUCUUGGUGUCUUCUGGCAAUACGUUUGGCGCCUACAGAGAACGACACUAGCGGGAGCUGAUAGAGCUGGACACGCUGUUCGUGCGGCGAUCAUCAGUCUUGGGGUACUUUUCCACAGCGUUCUUCUUGAAAACCGCUGCAGCUGAUUGUUCCUUUGCCUUAAAUGAUGAGGUGGAAAGCCAGUCACUGAACAAGUGCACUGUGAGGAGAUGGAAGAAAAGUGGCACUUUCAUUUAGUUCACCUUUUUUAAAAUAAAGAUAAAACAAAUAUUUGUGCAGUCUGUCUUUAUGGAAUAAUGUGAUAAAUGGUAAUGAUUUUCUUAAGAUAAAUUCCGGUCUUAAAACUCCUGGAAAGUAUUUGGACUAAAAAUUUUUUCCCAUGCACGUUUAGCAGUUAAGCUGCAGACUAUGGCAACAAAAAUGUUUUAAGUUCAAAUCUUGUAUCCACUUUUAAGAACUCUAGAUGAACACACGGCACCAAUGUUAAUAGUGACAUUUAGCUCGCCUGUGAGAUUGUAAUAUAUGUAUUUCUCUUCAAAUAAAAAGCCUCAAAGCACAUUAAUAGUAGACA
Molecule: messenger RNA, 11397 nt
Organism: Scleropages formosus (Asian bonytongue)
Lineage: Eukaryota; Metazoa; Chordata; Actinopteri; Osteoglossiformes; Osteoglossidae
Gene: vps13a
Product: vacuolar protein sorting 13 homolog A
Exons: 72
Coding region: 131-9826 (3231 amino acids)
Biological process (GO): protein targeting to vacuole; protein retention in Golgi apparatus; autophagy
Source: RefSeq, a predicted model, not a curated record